Messenger RNA from Quercus robur (English oak), 2684 nucleotides. Its product is annotated as ARM REPEAT PROTEIN INTERACTING WITH ABF2. The coding region runs from base 134 to 2347 and encodes 737 amino acids. Gene Ontology annotation, molecular function: protein binding. NCBI's taxonomy places the organism in Eukaryota, Viridiplantae, Streptophyta, Magnoliopsida, Fagales, Fagaceae. The record is from RefSeq and is a predicted model, not a curated record. The transcript is spliced from 19 exons.
UUUUUUUUCUUUCCAUUUGGGAUCAGCCUCUCGCUCUCGCUUUAAUGCUUUAGCGAAACCUGUGCUGUGCCUCUGUGAGAGAGAGAGAGAGAGAGAGAGAGCAAUUUUUCAUCUCCUAUUUGUUAAAGAGUGCAUGGAGGAGGAUAAUCAUCCUCAUCAUCUAAGACAUCAUCAUCAUCAAGAUCACAACUUCCCGGAGAGGAAGGGGCAAAAGCGUAAACUGGAAGUAGAAGAUGAAAUCAUCGAAGAAGAGGAAGAAGAUGAGCGAGGCGGCGGCGGCGGAGGCGUCGGAGGAGAGAUCUCCGGCCCUCCCUCCGGCGACGCCAAGCAAGCUCUACUCUGCGAGGUCGCUGCUCAGGUCACUGUCCUCAACUCCUCUUUCUCUUGGAGAGAGCCCGAUCGCUCCGCCGCCAAACGCGCCACUCACGUCCUCGCCGAACUCGCCAAAAACGAGGAAGUGGUUAACGUGAUUGUUGAAGGCGGCGCAGUACCGGCUUUGGUGAAGCAUCUACAAGCGCCGGCUUGUAGUGAAGGUGAGCGGAGUUCGAAGCCGUACGAGCAUGAAGUUGAGAAAGGAAGUGCUUUUGCGCUAGGGCUUCUUGCUGUGAAGCCUGAGCAUCAACAGCUUAUAGUUGACACUGGUGCAUUGUCAUAUCUUGUGGAUCUGUUAAAGAGGCACAAGGAGGGUUCUAGUUCUCGUGCUGUGAAUAGUGUUAUUCGUCGAGCUGCUGAUGCUAUCACCAACCUUGCUCAUGAAAAUAGCAGCAUUAAAACCCGUGUCAGGAUGGAAGGUGGGAUUCCACCUCUUGUUGAAUUGCUUGAAUUCACUGAUACAAAGGUGCAAAGAGCUGCUGCUGGGGCACUGCGAACCCUGGCAUUUAAAAACGAUGAAAACAAGAAUCAGAUUGUUGAAUGCAAUGCACUUCCUACCCUCAUUCUGAUGCUUCGAUCUGAAGAUACUGCUAUACAUUAUGAAGCGGUUGGUGUGAUCGGAAAUCUGGUGCACUCAUCUCCAAACAUAAAGAAAGAAGUUCUUCAGGCUGGAGCUCUGCAACCUGUUAUUGGAUUACUUAGUUCGUUGUGUUCUGAGAGUCAAAGGGAGGCAGCCUUGUUACUUGGACAAUUUGCUGCAACUGAUUCUGAUUGCAAGGUUCACAUUGUACAGAGGGGUGCUGUCAAACCUUUGAUUGAGAUGCUUCAAUCUUCUGAUGUUCAGCUUAGGGAAAUGUCAGCCUUUGCAUUGGGGAGGUUGGCACAGAAUCUCUACUUUCAGGACACACACAACCAAGCUGGUAUUGCUCAUAAUGGUGGUUUGGUGCCAUUACUGAAGCUUCUGGAUUCCAAAAAUGGGUCCUUGCAACAUAAUGCUGCAUUUGCUCUCUAUGGCCUAGCAGACAAUGAGGAUAAUGUGUCUGAUUUUAUUAGGGUGGGAGGCGUUCAGAAGCUGCAGGAUGGAGAGUUUAUAGUUCAAGCAACAAAAGAUUGUGUAGCCAAGACAUUGAAAAGAUUAGAGGAGAAGAUUCAUGGACGGGUCUUGAACCAUCUGUUAUAUCUUAUGCGUGUAGCAGAGAAGGCUGUCCAAAGACGAGUUGCUUUGGCUCUUGCCCAUCUUUGUUCCCCAGAUGACCAGAGAACCAUAUUUAUUGAUAACAAUGGGUUGGAGUUGCUCCUUGGGCUUCUUAGUUCUUCUAGCCCUAAGCAGCAACUUGAUGGUGCUGUGGCUCUAUACAGGUUGUCCAAUAAAGCCAUGGCUCUUUCUCCUGUUGAUGCAGCUCCCCCAUCUCCAACACCACAGGUCUAUUUAGGGGAGCAAUAUGUAAACAAUGUUACAUUAUCUGACGUUACAUUUCUAGUUGAAGGUAAACGGUUUUAUGCUCAUAGAAUCUGCCUGCUUGCUUCUUCAGAUGCAUUUCGUGCAAUGUUUGAUGGUGGUUACCGGGAAAAGGAUGCCAGGGACAUAGAGAUUCCAAAUAUUAAAUGGGACGUUUUCGAGUUGAUGAUGAGAUUCAUAUACACUGGAUCUGUAGACGUUACAUUGGAUAUUGCACAAGAUCUCCUCAGAGCUGCUGAUCAGUAUCUCUUGGAGGGGCUUAAGCGACUUUGCGAGUAUAGUAUUGCACAGGAUAUAUCAUUGGAGAAUGUGUCAAGCAUGUACGAACUUUCAGAAGCCUUUCAUGCAAUGUCAUUGAGGCACACGUGCAUCUUGUUUAUCUUGGAGCAAUUUGAUAAAUUGAGUGAUAGGGCAGGGCACUCGCACUCUCAUCUGAUCCAGCGUAUAAUACCAGAGAUCCGUAAUUACUUUGCUAAAGCACUUACUAAGCAUAACUCACAUAACAUGCGGCUGUAGAUUGCUGCCCUUCUAUUCUUGAUCUCUAACCAAAUGUGUACAGAAAUGGUAGUUCUUGUUGUUGAGCCGGUGGAAGGUUCUAAUUUGUUGAUUGUAGUGAGGCUCGUAAUCUUUCUCUGAUGCCAGAGUCCUGUUGCUUGUGAUCACGCUGUGAGUUUCUUCUGUAACGCCAUUGUCUUAGAUAUUGAGGGGAAUAUGACCAUGAUCAUAUUGUCAUUCAUGCACUGAUGGUUAUUUGACUUCAAAGUGUAGUCCCAAGUGUAGUGAAUUUGGCAUUCCCUGAAAGAUGCUUUUUUGUGCAAUAAUAAUACGUUGCUUGAUUUCUCUUUGAACAGUA